Botrytis byssoidea is the source of this 1317-nucleotide messenger RNA. RefSeq lists its product as uncharacterized. The record is from RefSeq and is a predicted model, not a curated record. Bases 1 to 1317 code for a protein of 438 amino acids. NCBI's taxonomy places the organism in Eukaryota, Fungi, Ascomycota, Leotiomycetes, Helotiales, Sclerotiniaceae. The transcript is spliced from 9 exons.
AUGAAUUAUCAGGUGAUCAUUGUUGACAUUCCUUCUGGUGCAGAACCAAAACGUGCUAAAUAUGCCCCCUCAAGUGUUCAAGAGCUGAUUUACGAUAUCGGCCCAGAGUACAUAAUGAGAAAAGCCGGAGAUUUGAGUGAAGCGCGAGUUAGCGUCACUGAAGGAAGCCCAAAUACGAAAGACUCUCUGAGUCUGGAUUCAACUUCACCCCAGCAUGAGAAACCUGGCGAUGAGGCACCUUCGAGCGGCAGUCUGCUUGAGUCUCAUCUUCGCUGGAUUCAUCUUCCCGUUAAAGAGUUAAAUUUAAUGCGAGACCUUGUAAGUCGACUAUCAAGUGAUUUGGGACGAUCCGAGAGGGAACACAUGGCUAUUAUGAAACACUUCAACAAAAGCUGGACAGAGCUGGCGGCAGGCGCAGAACGUUAUUAUAUGAAACCCCAAUUUGUGCGCAAGCAGGAAGAUAGCUACCACGACCCAGCCAAUGAAAGAAAUGGCGACCAGGCACCAAGAGAGUCCACUGCCGGCGCUUGCGCGGCACUUUAUAUGCCAUACCUCGACAUAGGGACCUUUGAUCGCGAAAGAGAUGAGUCUUCAAACACCAGAUCUUCCGCUUUACCUGAUGAGUCUAUUAACGAGCGUAACUCGAGGGAAAUCAAGCAUGAGCCUAUAACUCUCGAUCAAUAUUACUAUCCAACUAUCGACGAUACUUCAAAGAGAGAUAAUGAUCAAGUACUGUCAAAAUUCUUACAAAAAAAUCCGAGGAAUAGGGAGAAAAAUACUCAUGAAACAAUUAUCACAGCCACAACUCAGAAAUUUGGUGAAACUUCAGAACAAAUCAGCAAAGCAGAUCGAAAACCUCCAGAGAUUCUCCUUCAGAAUGCAUUGGAUGACAUACUUCACGGCGAUACAAAAAGUCAAUUUGAACGCGCAAAAACAGUCGACUCCCUGAUGGAGCUUCUUCUUGGUGUUGCAUCUGGGCUUUUCAUGAAACGUUUUGUACCUGUUUCUGACCAAAUCUACAAGGGGCCGAUUGAGAUAUUCGAAAGUCGAUUAGAGACGUGGUUUGCCGAGAAAGAAUCUUCACUAUUCCGAGAGUUUCUUCGAGGUCUCCAGGAAGCAAAACCUCGGGAACAAAAGUCUCUGGAACCAGAGCAAAAGAAAGAACAGCCUUCGAGUGAAGAUUCUGACUCCAAGUCACUGGAUAAACCAAUGCCUUUAAAUCGCUACCAUGUUAUUUUAUCUGAAACCGAGCUUCUCAACAUGAUACGAGAUAUCCGUGACGAGCUUCAUAUGCUCAGACCUCUGGCAGAGGAUUAA